Molecule: messenger RNA, 3411 nt
Organism: Rhipicephalus microplus (southern cattle tick)
Lineage: Eukaryota; Metazoa; Arthropoda; Arachnida; Ixodida; Ixodidae
Product: SOSS complex subunit B1
Biological process (GO): response to ionizing radiation; mitotic G2/M transition checkpoint; double-strand break repair via homologous recombination
Cellular component (GO): SOSS complex
Molecular function (GO): DNA binding
Source: RefSeq, a predicted model, not a curated record
CAACGUUUUACACAGGUGUUCUUUGGUUUUGCUCCUCAAAACGCUCGUGCCACCCGGGACAGAACAUAGGCGCAGCGCCGUUGGUUGGUUGGUUGGUUCCUCAACACACCAAAAAUUACCUCAUUAUAGCCUCCAUGCAAAUUACUCAUGCAUACGCAUGCAUACUGAGAGGCAGUGAGCAAGGUGACGGAAGCGCCGUGCUCCCUACCAGGCUGCAGAAAUUAGGCGUCUUCUUCCUCUUCUAACCAACCACCACAGCAGAACACAGCCAGGGAACACCUGUACCAGUUGUACCAGCCUUUCUAGCCGCAUACGUGCAGCUCGCGCAUAGGUGUUCUGCGUCUAUCGCCGCCGCCCGCACUGGCGCGCACAAACGCAGAGACGGCGAUUUGUGCAUGGCAGGCGCUGUGCGGAGUGCAAGCUGUUUACUUUGAACACUUACGUGAACGUAGGUUGAAAUAAAACCUACGCGCUUACAGCCAUGUGGUCAUGUACAAUAGGCGUAUGCUGUUAGUGCAACUAUUUUGAGACUGUCGUGAACCUCGUGAUUCUCGAGCAGGACUCUUGACGCGCCGGGAAUAAUGGAGCCGACAACAAUACGAGAUUUGAAGCCAGGGAUGAAAAAUCUCAGUAUUAUAUUCAUCGUUCUGGAAAUAGGGCGGCCAAACAUGACCAAAGAAGGCCAUGAAGUUCGAACAUGCAGGGUGGCUGACCGAACAGGCUCAAUUAAUGUCUCUGUUUGGGAUGAACCGGGCACAUGUAUUCAGCAGGGGGACAUUUGCAAGCUCACCAAGGGAUAUGCUUCUCUUUGGAAAGGCUGUCUUACUUUGUAUACUGGUAAAGGGGGUGACAUUCAGAAGAUUGGCGAAUUUUGCCUUCCGUUCAAUGAAACUCCAUUUAUGAGUGAACCAAACCCAGAAUUCAUGCAGCAGUUGCAGGCCAAAUUGAAUGCCAACGUCGACCAGCGACGGUCACCGACUUCGCAGGUGGGUGGGGCCAGUGGCGACUCCCUAGGUGCUGCAGCACUGUCCACACCAGCCCCAGGCAAUGGCCACCCUGGUGGGCUAGGCUUUGCCCCGCGAGGAGGAGGCCGUCAAGGAAUGCCUUAUGGCUCCAUGCGCAUGCCUCUGCCCAGUCACAACAAUGGGUUUGGCAUCAAUGCAGGAGUGCCUAGUGCCAAGGCUCCAAGGCCCAACCGGAGGUAGCCAAUGUACUGUACCUCCCCAACCCUCUCUUUCUCUUUGAAACAACACUGGUCAGCCAUGGAGUGCCAUCAUGCGGUUGUCAGCAUUUGGUCACCAGGCAGAAACAUCAGGGUUGUUUGCAUUGGCUACACUGUGUGCACCUGAUUAUGUUCCGUGCCUACUUAUGGUAGCUGGCACCUAAAUUCCAUGGUUUGAGGAAAGCGCAAUAGCACACUUAAUUAUGUAAAACAGCAGCCAUUAUGUAUCUAAGUCUGUUCUGUAGUGUAUAGUAUAGAUGCACUUAGCUCCACCCAAUUCGAGUCAUAAUUAACACCGCCACGCUGGACGUGAGCCUACUUUUUUCAUCUGCACAUAAAGUGGUCAAAGUAGACAGCAAGGUUGUACAAUUUAUCAAGAGUAAUUGCCUCAGUUUUGAAAGGCAGAUAGUGCCACCAGUGCUGCAAGCAUGUGGCACUUGUCCUGGUGCCACUUGGCGGGGCCUAGUUUUUUCAUCUGCACAUGAAGUCGUCAAGGUAGACAGCAAGGUUGUACGAUUUAUCAAGAGUAAUUGCCUCAGUUUUGAAAGGCAGAUAAUGCCACCAGUGCAGCAGGUACGUGGCACUUGUCCUGGUGCCACUUGGCAGGGCCUUGACUAUCCAAAAGCUCUUGCAAUUAGUUCAGGAGUAAAAUGUUUUCGAUAUUAAGUAGUUGUACUCACUAACUUCAAAAAACAUGCAUUUAAUGAUGGCAUUUCUGCUUUAAUAGUUGGAAACAGAAAAAAAAAGGAAGCUUGUGCCUCAUGAUGUAGCAUCCCUAUUUCACUGCAGAACAUUCUGGAAGUAUUUUUCUCUGCACUGGUUGCAUAAUGUAGUGUUAGCUUGAUUAAAUGUAGGAUAAUUGUUUCUGUAUGUUGAAGCUGGUGUGGUGUGGGUAGGAGUGUGAGGAAUUUUUUUUAUUGCUGUUAAUGUUUUUGUAGUGAUUCUGUUCAUACUAGAAAGAGAUGUUGUCAGUGGAUUUAUAGAAAUCAGUUGCAGUAUGAGAGUGUCGAAAUGCAUGUAUGAGUUCCUUUGUAAAUUGCCGGCUAUAUUGUUCACUGGUUGUGGGGAGCAGUCAAAAACUGAUGCUUGUCUGUGUAUGUUCUUGGUUUUUUUUGUUUAAACAUCCAUGAGGAUAUUUUUGCCGAGGCUUAAGUGGGUUUGAAUUCAUGCAAAGUCAAUGUUCUACUGUUUUGUAGCACAGGUAUCCUACCCCACCCUUUCAAACCAUCGCCGCUUUUCUGAAUGCUUUGCAUUACUGUACGUAUUUCUUUGCUGCAAUUUCUUUUGCCAAUUACGGUCAGGCUCACGUCAAAAAUGCUCAUCAAAAGCCCUGCUGUUUUACGCUGAUAACAUGAAAUGAUGAUGAUGGUACCCAUUGCACUUUUAGUGCACUGCUUAGUUGAACUACAGAAUCUUCAAUCACUUAUUAGCAAAAAGUACUUUUUUUGUUUAUGUAGCAGCUUUACGUUUUACCUCUGAGCUAAAAACAUCUAUUCGUGCAUGAAAAAUAUUCCACGAAAUUACUUCAAUGUUAAAGUACACACCCUCUGCAUUAGUACUUUCUAUGGGUCAGGGAAUUGUGAAUCUCGGAACUGGAUCGAAUGCAAAUGAGAGUAUUAUUUGAGUCAUUGCUGCAAAAAUCAUUGUGUGUAAAUUGUUUGGUAUGAUACGAUUUGUAUGCUAAUUGGACUGGGAGCAUUGUACCGGGUGUUCAAAGUUAAGCUUUACGAUUUUUUUUUUAAAGUUAGGCGCUCGAAGGAAUCUGAGAAACACUUCCAUGAAUAAGUUGAGCGGCCAGGUGGACAGAAAAUUGGAUGAUAAUUAUUGCUGUCAGUAGCCCAAUCAACUAAAAUUUAAUUAUUAAUUUUUUACUGGCUGUGGUAAGUUGGCAUAUUUAUAUUGAAAAAAUGUAGGCAGUGGUGUUUCUACACAGUUUCAGGUGGAAGAUUUUUUUCUAGCACGCCUGUGCUCCGAGGUGUCCGGCUUUAAAGUUUAAUUGUAUUUCGCAUGACUACGCUUGCAAGAAAGUGAAGGUCAGUGCAAACCUCUGCCCUAAAGUGACGCAUCUGUUGUGUGCCCUGUUUAGUAUGUGAAGAGGGUGGAAGGGUAGGCAUACAUAACACUUUGCCUUGCCCUCUCGGCCGUCAAAAUAAAAAAAUUGGCCCCAUAUCUGCAUGUGAAUCUGCAAA